Molecule: messenger RNA, 1441 nt
Organism: Eptesicus fuscus (big brown bat)
Lineage: Eukaryota; Metazoa; Chordata; Mammalia; Chiroptera; Vespertilionidae
Gene: ETFA
Product: electron transfer flavoprotein subunit alpha
Exons: 12
Coding region: 119-1120 (333 amino acids)
Cellular component (GO): mitochondrion
Molecular function (GO): electron transfer activity; flavin adenine dinucleotide binding
Source: RefSeq, a predicted model, not a curated record
CCGCUCCCGUUCGCGCGUCUCGCGAGCGUUCCCGUGACGGGCAGAGGCGCUGUGGGCCAGGGCGCGCGUCCAGCCGCUGCGAGACCGAGGCUGCCUGAGGCGACCGGGAGCCGAGACCAUGUUCCGAGCGGUGGCGACGAGGCGGCUGCAAGGGGCGGCCGCAUUGCUUCGAUUUCAGAGUACCCUGGUAAUAGCUGAGCAUGCAAACGAUACCAUCGCACCCAUUACAUUGCACACCAUCACGGCAGCCACACGCGUGGGAGGUGAAGUGUCCUGCUUAGUAGCUGGAACCAAAUGUGACAAGGUGGCACAAGAUCUCUGCAAAGUAGCAGGUGUAGCAAAAGUCCUGGUGGCUCAGCAUGAUGCAUACAAGGGCCUUCUUCCAGAGGAACUGACACCGUUGGUUUUGGCAACUCAGAAGCAGUUCAGUUACACCCACAUCUGUGCGGGAGCGUCUGCCUUCGGGAAGAACCUUUUGCCCAGAAUAGCAGCCAAACUUGAUGUUGCCCCAAUUUCUGACAUCAUUGCAAUCAAGUCACCUGACACAUUUGUGAGAACUAUUUAUGCAGGAAAUGCUUUAUGUACAGUGAAGUGUGAUGAAAAGGUGAAGGUGUUUUCUGUCCGAGGGACAGCUUUUGAAGCUGCAGCAACGAGUGGAGGCAGCGCCAGUUCUGAAAAGGCAUCAAGUACUUCCCCGGUGGGGAUAUCAGAAUGGCUCGACCAGAAAUUAACCAAAAGCGAUCGGCCAGAGCUAACUGGCGCCAAAGUGGUGGUGUCUGGUGGUCGGGGUUUGAAGAGUGGAGAGAACUUUAAGUUGUUAUAUGAUUUGGCAGAUCAACUCCAUGCUGCAGUUGGUGCUUCUCGUGCUGCUGUUGAUGCUGGCUUUGUUCCCAAUGACAUGCAAGUUGGACAGACAGGAAAAAUAGUAGCACCAGAGCUGUAUAUCGCUGUGGGAAUCUCUGGAGCCAUCCAACAUUUAGCUGGGAUGAAAGACAGCAAGACCAUUGUGGCCAUUAACAAAGACCCAGAAGCUCCAAUCUUCCAAGUGGCAGAUUACGGGAUAGUCGCCGAUCUCUUCAAGGUAGUUCCUGAAAUGACUGAGCUAUUAAAGAAAAAAUGAGCCAUGAUCGUGUGUGAAGAAGAAGAAUUAUGAGUAUUCCGCUGAAAUCGUAGAUAUUCACGGCUAUUAUAACAAUCAUUGGAAAGCUGCAUUUCAUAACUUGGGGGAAAAUUCUAACAGGUGCCAGAAUGCUUUUUUAUGGGGGUAUUAUGUUUCUUUUUAACUGUGGUUCCAAACAAUUAUUUUUGAAAUUUUCUAAUUCUGUAAUAAAAUAUAAUAAAGUCUUUCCACAGCUUUAAAACUACUACCAGAAAUAUCCUCGCUUCGUCAAGAGAGAGAGAAGGCUGAAGAAAGGUGGUAAAAAUUCAUUUUUCUCUUUGC